This is a messenger RNA of Acanthocheilonema viteae, 678 nucleotides long. The record is from the annotation of a GenBank genome assembly. Lineage: Eukaryota; Metazoa; Nematoda; Chromadorea; Rhabditida; Onchocercidae.
CUAAAAACGGUACUUCGAUUAGCAGAUGAAGACCUAGAAAAUGUUACCGUACACGGAAAUAGCUUUGUUUUUCGAUGCAAUCAAUCGGGCACUUCGAAAUCGCUCAGCAAAUAUACAUUCGAUCAAAUUUUUGCCUCAGAUGCUACCAUUCAACAAAUAUGUUCAGUUUGCUUGCCGGAUCUAUUGCAAACAUGUUUCAGUGGUUCUGAUGCUUGUUUCAUCUAUUUUGGUGCUGUAUCAAAAGCUAAAAAUGAGCUGCUUUAUUCGCAAUACGGUCGACAGUCCGAUUUCGCAACAAUACCAACAGUAAGCACAACUUCAGACUUAGCUGGUCCAUCAUCUGGAAUACAAUAUCCGGGUAUUUUCCCAUCUGCUCUGCUACUCACAUUCCGAUUAAUAUCCGAAUUACGUCAACGUCGACCGGAUUUUCAUCAUUCAGUUCGUAUUUCGGCACUUUAUUAUUCUCAACGUCGUAAUCUGCUCAUCGAUCUUCUUGCUUCACUUAUUCUACCUGUUACCUCACAAGAUGUUAUCAUUCGAGAAGAUUCUGUAUUGGGAAUCAAAAUUGAGAAUCAUAGCGAAUUACGGGUGGAUUCGGUGGAGCAAGCAAUGCUGAUGAUCGAUGAUAUUAUUCAGGCUAGACUAACAGGUGAACCUCUUAAAAUCUCAUCAAUUUAA